Molecule: messenger RNA, 870 nt
Organism: Penicillium vulpinum
Lineage: Eukaryota; Fungi; Ascomycota; Eurotiomycetes; Eurotiales; Aspergillaceae
Exons: 2
Coding region: 1-870 (289 amino acids)
Source: RefSeq, a predicted model, not a curated record
AUGUCUACUCCAACGCUGAUCAACUUGCCUCCUCCCCCAUCCGACCCCGUCACUCCAUCGGAUAUGGGACCAGGCACUCCCAAUUCCGGCACUACAUCGUUAUCCGCUCUCUCCACAACAGCUAUCAAAGAUGGCCACCAAGGCCAACCAUUUUCCCAUGGCCGCCAUACGCACCAGUCCUCCACAUCCUCCACUACAACACUAGAGGCUGAGCGUGCAGACCGAAUUUCCCGGCUAGCCGGCCUUGAGCGCGUUGCCACAGCCCGCGCCGGUGGCCAGACAUCCUCCGGUCCAGUGCCUCUGCCGUAUGCUCCAGGAUACUUUGAGAGUCAAGCACUGAGGGAGCGCAGCACAGUCGGCAGCGCCAGCGCGACGGGCAGCAUCGCCGGACGCACAACCUGGGCGAGCAGUAGCGACACAUACGACGCCGACAAAAUGAGCGAGGAUCACGAGGACGACGGCACCUCCAGUGUUGGUAACAUCAGUGACGAGGGCAAUGCCAGUCUGGUUGGCUUUGGCGAGGGCGCCAACAGUACUUACAGUGGGCCGAUUUCUCGUCCGCCUGCAAUGAACCGUGUGUCCUCGGGAGGUCUUGGAGCACGACCUACUUCUAUUGGGAGCUCCAAUGUCAACCGUCCAAAUCCAUUGGCUUCAUAUCUUCAGCAGCAACAGGGCCAUGUUGGGGAGAGCUCCAUGAUAUCGUCGUCACCGGCUGGAUCAAUGACCCCCGAGCCUAUGAAUGAGGAUGCUCGCAUUGUUGAUGGUAUGACUUUUGACGCGGAUGUUAUUGAUACCACUGCCAGAACUCCUCGAUUGGUUACCACGCCUGGUCACAGUAGCAGUGCGUUUGGCUCGCCAGGCCGGGAUUAG